Messenger RNA from Triticum aestivum (bread wheat), 1600 nucleotides. RefSeq lists its product as uncharacterized. NCBI's taxonomy places the organism in Eukaryota, Viridiplantae, Streptophyta, Magnoliopsida, Poales, Poaceae. The coding region runs from base 84 to 1265 and encodes 393 amino acids. The transcript has 2 exons. The record is from RefSeq and is a predicted model, not a curated record.
CCAUUGCAUAUUGCUCCCAAAAGAGAACCCCCAAACCCUAGCUUUAUCAAGGAUCCCGUCCCAAGCGGCGGCGGGGCAUAGAGAUGAAGCGCAAGAACAAGGAGCAGAGGAGGGCAGAUGGAAUCACCGAUAGAGGCAGUGAUUCGCUGGAGACCAUGCGGCCGAACAAGAAGCAGAGGCUGGGCGGUGGCAGCGGUAGCGAUGAGGAGACCUCGCCCUACCUGGUGGUAGGUCAUGGGAGCGUGAGCCCUGCCUUCUCCGUGUUCAAGGUGGAACCCUACACCGACGGCGGCGGCGACACCCCGGUGAGCAUCCCGCGCCGCCUCGCCCGCCUCAAAUGCAAACACAACAUGUCUUUCGUCCCUUUGAGAUUGAAGGACCGCCGGUGGAUCGUCGGCGUCGGCGGCAGCUCAACCGAGAACUACUACGGCCCGGGGACCAUCAUUUUCGACACCGAGAAGCAGUUGGUGAUCCGGGGGCCGGAACCUAAGUCGAUCAAGAGCCACCCGAUCCUGCUACCCAUCGACCAGAAGAUCUACGCCCUUUCCCGAAGCCCCUCAGUGAAGGGACCGCUCGAUUACUUGCCCUGGUUCGAGGUCCUCGAUCUCUCCCAGGCACAGGAAGUUGACGGCUGUCUAACCAACUGCAAGUGGAGCUCCCUGCAGCGGCCGCCCUUCUUUCCCUGGGAGCUCACCCCACGGCAGUACUUAUGUCCACCGAGGGUUGCCGUCGAGUCAUACGUCGCCGUGGGCUCCCACAUACUGGUUUCUGUGACAGGACGGGUGGGCACGUACGCUUUUGACACGAAGGGCUCGAAGAAGUGGGUGACGGUGGAUGACGAGAACAACCUGCCGUUCAGCGAUGGUGCCAUCCCGCACGGAGGUGGGCUCUUCCUCGGCUUAUCAAGCACCACAAAGGCCAUCACUGGAUACAAGAUUAAUAUCGGCACUAGGUCACUCUCUGUUGUUGAGAUUCCUGUGGUGUCCAACUUGGAAGAUGAAGAGCUGGUCGGUCGCUCACACAAUUUCCUUUCCCUGGGGAUUGAUAGUGGCUUCUGCUUGGUGACCUGUUGGAGUGUUGACGAAUCGCCGUAUCCCCCGUAUCACCGGGCGCACAUCAGGGUGAGGACGUACAGAACAGAUGAUUUUGUGGAGUCGGAGGGAAAAUGCUUAGUCGUCUCCAAGCAGUGGAUGCAGGUUUACAAGAUCCGCGAUUUUAUCCGGACACUAGAUGCGCCAUGUCUGGUUGGUGUGGUCUACAUAUGAGUACUAAGCCUGACCUGGGAGGUUCGUAUAUGGAGAUCCUUUAAGUGUGUUUGUGAUUCUCAAUCUGUCUCCAGUGUUGAGCUUGGGAGCCUCUGGUGUCUUUGGGAGCUUCAAACAGGCUUUUCUGAUCGUGUAUUAUAUAUUUGUGCUGAAUAUCUCAUAUGCACACAGCGCUUAACGGAACUUCAGACUUAGAAAGGAGUUUUUUGUCGUUUAUUUCUAAUUUCCUUUUCCUUGUUUUCACCAUGCUAUCUGUAACAAUUCCAUGUAUGUCUCUUGGCUUGUGAAAACUACAUACCGUUUCCUUGUUUGAGUAAUAGACUAAAUUCUGAUAA